UUCAUUUCUUCUGUCCCGGUCUUCUAUCUAGGUAGCUGUGUACUCUUAACUACCAAUAAGAUUACUAAUAUAUGCUCUAAGAGCCAGUAAGGACAAAGCAAUCUAGUCAGCUGGGUGUGUUGAGUUGGAGUUUACACUUUGGACCCCAGAAGAGCUGAGAGAUUAAGAGCAGACUCUUCAGAAACGGAGACCUCAGAGUAAAAUAGAUAUUUUGUUUGGGUUGCAGUUGUUUUGACAGCUUCUUUGGUGUGCCACUCAAGCAGGAAAAUUAUGGAGCAUUACCCGGAUCAGGGUUGUGAUGGCCUUGAGCUGCUUGACUGGCUAUUUGAUCAAAAUAAUGGUAUUCUCCGUCACGAAGAACCAGAACAACACACUUGGCCAAUCCAGGACCCAAAUCAGAUGUUGCAGCCACCCGAACAGCCAAACGAUGACUUUCUCAAUGCGCUCCUGCGUGGCGGUGAUUCUGUGUCAGCCUCUCCGCUCUGGUCACCAUCUCCCAGUGACAGUGGGAUCAGUGAGGACCCUCCAUCAGACCAGAUGGACAGUCCUCAGCGCCCUGAAAGCCCACCCGGGGACUCCCAUUUCUUUGGUACAAGACCACUAACCAAGGCGGCCCUGGAAGCCAAUGUCCCCGCUGACUUCAGUGGCUGGAAGCUUGGCUUUCCAAUGGGCAAGGCGAGGAUUACACAUCCUUCUAAUGUGGAUACAUCACAGCUUUCCUCUAGCUUCCCCCUAACUGUCAAAGAUCUGCUAUUGUCGGGCACGUCUGAGCCAACCCCACAGCCAUCCCAAAAGUCCAUUCAAGAGCUGGUUCUCAAUGAAGAUGAGAUGAAGCUUUUAGCAAAGGAGGGAGUCACUCUGCCCACCCAGCUACCUCUCACAAAGUAUGAAGAAAGGAUUCUGAAGAAAAUACGCCGAAAAAUUCGCAACAAGCAGUCGGCCCAGGAGAGCAGAAAGAAGAAAAAGGAGUACAUCGAUGGGCUGGAAAGCAGGAUGGUUGCUUGCAGUACACACAACCAAGAGCUACAGAGAAAAGUGUCCCAGCUGGAGAAAUGUAACAUGUCACUAAUGGAACAGCUGCGCAGGCUGCAGGCCCUGGUCAUGAAUACAACUAAUAAGCCAGCCCAGACUGGGACAUGUGUACUGGUGCUCGUGCUGUCCUUCUCCCUAAUACUGUUCCCAAGCCUCAAGCCCUUAUCUGACUCCAAAGUCAGCCAAGGAGACUUCACUCCAGUCAGAAUCCAGUCACGGUCCCUGCAGAACCUUCAGGCUUCCCGUGUACUCCAUGUCACUGAAUCCCCAAUCUUCAGCGAGGAUGAAUCAGAGCCUCUUCACCGGCAUUACCCAGAAGACCCGGGAUUGGAAGAUUUGACCGCACUGAUGGAGAAGAUGGCAGUAGACCAAGAACAAUCCACUUUGGAGUCCAUGUCUCUCAACAACAGCCAGGAAGACAAAAUUGGUCAUUUCCAUGUAGAUCCAAUUACUGGUCACAUCGCUACGGUGACCUUGAAUCCCCAUCGCUCUGCCAGGUUACAGCCACACGCUGAUGGUAUGUAAGAAAGAAGGGAAGCAAAAUUUUCAAAUUAUCCUACUCCUAAUGGUAGAGCAGGGGAUUAUCAGGGGCUGUUGUUUACACAAAUGGAAAUUGGGUUUUAAUCAUUCCCAUUUUGUCUUUAAUACUUAUGUAGCCUGUAUGCUUUUUUUUUCUACUUGUGAUACUGUUUUAUAUCAGUGUUUGGAUUUGAAUCCCUACUGAAAUUUCUUUUUCUGUGUAUGCCUUGACUUUGAUGAAAUGCCAGUGUAAAUUGCUGUUUGAGAAUGUCAAAAAAUGUGGUGAAUAGAGCCGUGAUUGCAUGUAUAGUUUUGAUCAUAAUGAACGAUUUUUGAAAUGUUAAAGGAUUUUCAAAGCAUGUUUUCUCCAAAGAGUUGAUUGCAGUAGUUUGGAUUUAUUCACGGAUUAAACAUCGUAAAGUAAAGAAAAGUAUUAAAAUAACACAACAAAAUCA
Maylandia zebra (zebra mbuna) is the source of this 2006-nucleotide messenger RNA. RefSeq names its product cAMP responsive element binding protein 3-like 3a (gene creb3l3a). Gene Ontology annotation, cellular component: nucleus. NCBI's taxonomy places the organism in Eukaryota, Metazoa, Chordata, Actinopteri, Cichliformes, Cichlidae. Gene Ontology annotation, molecular function: DNA-binding transcription factor activity, RNA polymerase II-specific; RNA polymerase II cis-regulatory region sequence-specific DNA binding. The record is from RefSeq and is a predicted model, not a curated record. Gene Ontology annotation, biological process: regulation of transcription by RNA polymerase II.